Jatropha curcas is the source of this 777-nucleotide messenger RNA. NCBI's taxonomy places the organism in Eukaryota, Viridiplantae, Streptophyta, Magnoliopsida, Malpighiales, Euphorbiaceae. The record is from RefSeq and is a predicted model, not a curated record.
AUGUCUCAACACCUAUCUAAUGAAGAGGUGGAUAGUUAUGUCCCUCCUAAUGGUGGUAUUGCUGUUGGUGAUGUCGCUAAUGGUGCUAUGGGUUCUGAUGCGGAGCACGCCUCAAGGGUGGGGCAGGCUGCUGCAGGUCCUGCAGGGCCUAACCAGGAUAUGUUUUUUCAGCAGUUAGUUGCUGCUUUGAGGCAGGCAGCGAGAGCUGUUCCCCAGGCUCCAGUUGCUCCAACCCCUAUUCCAGUUCGUCCCCCUAUUGAGAAACUAAGGAAAUAUGGAGCUGUUGAGUUUAGGGGUAGAAAGGACGAUAUGGCUUCUGCGGCAGAGUAUUGGCUUCAAUCUUUAGAAAGGAUAUUGGAGAAGAUGCAAUGCUCACCUAUAGACAGUUUGGUUUGUGCCACUUCCUUAUUGAAGGAGGAAGCUUAUCAAUGGUGGACGACGGUAUCACGGAUAGUUGGUGUUGAGCAGAGGACUUGGAACUUCUUUCUUUCUGAGUUCAGACAGAAAUACAUUGGAGAACUCUAUAUUGAUCAGCGUAAGGCAGAGUUUCUGGAGCUUAAGCAGGGCAGGAUGACUGUGUCAGAAUAUGAGAGAGAGUUCAUCCGGUUGAGUAGGUACGCUACAUAUAUGAUUCCUACUGAGUUGGAAAGAUGCAAGCGCUUUAGGAAAGGCUUGCAUGAUGAAUACAGAAUGCAUCUGGUUAUUCAGCCUCAUACAUCAUUGUCUUCCCUAGUGAAGGCAGCCUUAGAGCUUAAAGAAGUUAGGAAUGAGCAGUAG